AUGGGCAAAGAAGAUCAAGAGUUCCAAGCUAUUGUUGAUGCCGAGAAGAAGGCAGGUAGCACUAUCUUGUACGUCGGAGCUGUUCGCAAACUCCACGACUCUGGAAAAGGAGGCGAUGCCCGAAAUAUCGUAAUAACGACUAAUAAGAUUGAGUAUUACAAAGGAAAGAAACCAGACAGGAAAUUUUUGUUUAUCGACACUAGUGAAGUAAGGAGGAUAAACGAGCCAAAAUCAAACAGAAUCGAAAUUUACUUUAAUCAGGAAACAAAAAAUCCUUCACAAAUCAGAUUUGAAUCUCCUGAUGUCGACAAUAUUUACGGAAUCAUCCAAAGCUAUCUGUGCCGUUCAUUUAACCCGGAUAAAGUAGCAAAGAUUGGAUACGACUCUUCAGUAUCAAAGAACUUCCCAUACUCCGUUGUAACAACUAAUUUCGGCUUUAACAACCUACUUGUCAAAGUAGGAAAGUCAAUGCCUCUUGAAAUUAGCAACUUAGUCUAUUAUUUGCUUGCUAACAAUAUAACAGACAUAGCAAUCCCACCACAGAGGCCAGUGGCUGAUUACUUGUUUACCAUCCUUUAUGCAUUCGGAUUCAAGAGAAAUUCAAAAUCUUUCACAUUUGCUGCGGAGAAGCCUGCCAAAUCGAUCUACGCCGAAAUCGUCAAGUAUGUUGCUAAGAGAGACCUUCAUUACCGCCAUCUGGGCUUCAGUAUCCCUUCUGAUGAGCAUUUCAAAGAUCUCCUUGACAAUUUCGAUAAGUACGCCGCAAAUUGCUUUUCAUUUAUUAACACAAGCCUAUCUUCGGACAAUUUGAAGAAACUUAAUCAAAAACUUUCCGAAAAACACGUCAGAUCCCUUUGUUUCUACAACGCUUUCUUACAGGAAGACAUGCAAUACUUCGCAAAUGAGUUUUUCAACGAAUCCAUCGCUGAAACUCUCUUGUACCUCGCAAUUGAUCACAAUAUCUACCCACAACUCGAAACAAUUGCACCGAAAUUACCAAAUAUCUACAUAUUAUCAAUGCCUGCUAUCGGAGUUAACACAGGAACUAUCCUUACCCAGAUUUCCAACCUCAAAAUGGCAAAUCUUCGCUGGCUUAACAUUUCUGCCAAUAUUUGUCAAUUGUUCCCAGAGAAAAUCGAUAUCCCACAACUCGAACGCCUUGAUUUGUCCUUCUUAACCUUUGAAGGAGCUGCAUUUACAGAAUUAAUCAAAUUAUUACAGGGAACAACCUUCCAAAAUGGAAUCAGAUUACACAUAAAUGGUUCCUUUGUCCAAGAGUUCGAGUUCAAUGCCUCCAAAUGCAGUAAUUUCAAAGGUUUGGUAAUCGGACCAAAUCUUACUCCAAAACUGAUCGAUUUCGUACUCGCCUGCAAGCACCUUGAGUAUCUUUCAAUCGAUUUCGGAAUGAAAGAAGAGAGCAAAGAGCUUUUCGACAAGAUUAUCGAAAAUCUUCCAGAUACGUCAACUCUUCGUACACUUGUCAUCCAAAACUUCAUCGUUACAGACAUUGAGAAGUUCAAUCAGCUCAUUCCGAAACUCAAUUUCCUUGAAAAUCUCAAGAUAUUAAAUGGAUCACUCGGAGACGCCUUCAUUACAGCUUUGAACCAACUCGUAAUGGAAUCCAGGUCCAUCAAGCAGGUUUCCAUCGACAGAGUCAAUAUGGAACAGAUAGAACCUCUUCAAAAACUCGCAUCUGACCUUUCCACAAAAGAAGAGCACGUUUUAUUUGUACCUCCACUUGCUGACCUCGCCGAGCUCGUUACGAAAUUCCCCAACUGGAAGGACAACGUUCAGGAUAUAAAGAAAUUAUUGGCAAAAGCCAGAGGAGAAAACCUUCCAAUUUACAAUAGAAUCCUCACAGAAGAGCAGCGCGAAGAAUUCUCUAGCGUUAAAGAGUACGCGCAGGCCUGGGAUUCUCCAUUACUUCCGAUCAAUAGAUAUGAUGAAACAGAACCGGACACGAUCGAGUUCAGAUUCCCACAGUACAUCUCCAAGGAACAAAUGGACCUCUGGGGAAUUGAAGAUAAGUACGCUCCUGUCGUAGAAGAGCCACCAAAAGAAGAUCUCAAACAGAAUGAGGAAGAAGAGAAGAAAGAAGAGGCCAAAGAGGAAGUUCACGAGGAAAACAAGGAAGAAAAGUCCGAAAAAUCGGAUUCAAAGAAAGAUGAAAAGAAAUCAACGGAUUCAAGCUCUAGUUCUAAGAAGAAGAAAGUAUUUUUAUCAUCAUCAAGCGAUGAAGAUGACAAACAGCCUCCAAAGAAGAAGAUUUCUUCAUCAUCUUCUGAUGAUGAGAAACCAGCCCCUAAGAAGAGCGUUUUCAGCUCUACAUCGAGCGAUGAUGAACUUCCUCCGCCAAAGAAGAAGAAAUUAUCUUCAGAUUCAGAAUCAGAAGAGAAAUCUCCAGAAAAGAAGCCAGAACCAGUCAAAGAAUCAUCUUCUUCCGAUGAUGAAUUACCUCCACCUAAGAAAGAGGCAGCUCCUGCUAAGAAACCUUUGAUUUCUUCUUCAUCAUCUGAAGAUUUGCCUCCUCCGAAGAAACAACAGCCAAAGAAGCUAAUCGAAGAUGAAGAAGAAGACGAUGAAUUACCACCACCUAAGAAACAAGCAAGGAAAUCCAUUUUCUCCUCAUCAUCCGAUGAAGAUUUGCCUCCACCUAAGAAACCAGAGCCAAAGAAGAAACUUUCAUCAUCCUCAUCCGAUGAAGAAGAUCUUCCUCCUCCAAAGAAGCCAGAACCAGCUAAAAAACUUUCAUCAUCUUCAGAUGAAGAGGAAAUCCCACCAAAGAAGCCAGAACCAGCCAAGAAGAUUUCAUCUUCAUCAUCAUCCGAUGAUUUGCCACCACCAAAGAAGCCACAACCUGUUCAAAAACUUUCAUCUUCUUCAGAUGAAGAAAUUCCUCCAAAGAAACCAGAGCCAGCCAAGAAAAUCUCUUCCUCAUCAUCAGAAGAUGAAUUACCACAUCCUAAAAAGCCUCAGCCUGUUCAAAAACUUUCUUCUUCUUCAGAUGACGAAUUACCACCACCAAAGAAGCCAGAGCCAAAGAGGAAACUCUCAGAAUCAUCAUCAGAUGAAGAAUUGCCUCCUCCGAAGAAGCCAGAGCCAGUUAAAAAGAUUUCAUCUUCAUCAUCUGAGGAAGAAGAUGAAUUACCACCGCCAAAGAAGCCAGAACCAAAGAAAGCAGCUCCUGCUAAGAAGAUUUCUUCAUCUUCUUCAUCAGAAGAAGAAAAUUUGCCUCCUCCAAAGAAACCAGAGCCAAAGAAAGCCUUAUCGUCAUCAUCAUCCGACGAAGAGGAACUUCCUCCACCCAAGAAACAAGAACCAGCUAAAAAUGUUUUGGAUUCUUCAUCAUCAUCAGAAUCAGACGUUCCUCCACCGAAGAAAGAGGAGCCAGUGAAGAAAGUCGUCGAAGAAAUCGUAGAAUCUCCACCUCCGAAGAAGGAAGAACCACAAAAGAAGAAGAAUUUCUUCGAUUCAAGCGACGACGAAGUUGUUGAGCCAGUCAAGCCACCACAAAGGAAGCCAUCACCAGCAAGAAAGCCAUCACCAGUCAGAAAGCCAUCUCCGACCAAGAUAUCUUCUUCAUCAUCGGAAUCUGAUUCAGAAAAGGAGUUUCCAAAGAAGAUUUCUUCAUCUUCGUCAUCUAGUGAUAAUGAAAAGCCUGUUCAGAAGUCUCCUGCCAGACAAACAAAGAUUCCGGACAGAAGAAGGUCUCCUUCUCCACAAAAGUUCGCGGAAUUGGCCAAACAAACAAAGAAUUUCAACCAGCAGCAGAUGGAAUCUGAUGAUCCAGAAGAUGUCGACUAUUCCAAACCAGAUUGGGACUUCCCGAUCGUUAUUGAGCCAAUUCACACUCAGGCAACAACAAAGAGAAUCGAUUCUAAGUACUCCAUUGAAAAUGUUCUCAACAGCCUCAAGAACACUUAA
Messenger RNA from Trichomonas vaginalis G3, 3924 nucleotides. RefSeq names its product 4.1 G protein family. NCBI's taxonomy places the organism in Eukaryota, Parabasalia, Trichomonadida, Trichomonadidae. The coding region runs from base 1 to 3924 and encodes 1307 amino acids. The record is from RefSeq and is a predicted model, not a curated record. The transcript has a single exon.